Cyphellophora attinorum is the source of this 1698-nucleotide messenger RNA. Its product is annotated as Tetracenomycin polyketide synthesis hydroxylase TcmG. Gene Ontology annotation, molecular function: FAD binding. The transcript is spliced from 4 exons. Bases 1 to 1698 code for a protein of 565 amino acids. The record is from RefSeq and is a predicted model, not a curated record. NCBI's taxonomy places the organism in Eukaryota, Fungi, Ascomycota, Eurotiomycetes, Chaetothyriales, Cyphellophoraceae.
AUGGGUGUGCAACAGAACGGAGCUGAUCAACGCCAGCCGCCAGAUGAAACCCCCGUCCUUAUCGUUGGUGCUGGCCCAGCAGGCCUCAUAGCAGCUCUUCAGCUUUCUAAGAAUGGGCAACGGUGCGUGCUGAUUGAGCGAAACCUCGACACGACAAAAUGGCCGAAGAUGGACAUCACCAACUGCCGGAGCAUGGAGUUGCUCAAGCGAUUAGAUGUGGACAGAGGUCUUCGAGAAGUCGGUGUCUCGCAAGAAUACUCUUUUGAUGUCAACAUCAGCACGGGACUUUCAGAAGGCGGUCAGCUAAUUGCAAAAUGGCCGUCACAGGGCCUGCCCUCGCCCGAUGCGUGGCGCAAGCGCAUACGAACAAACAACGACGGUAGCAACCCCCGCGAGCCUUAUCAACGCUGUUCGCAGGCUAUCUUUGAGGCGUGGUUGAAACCACAGCUCCAGUCGAAUCCCCUCGUGGAUGCGUAUUUCGGCUGGAAGCUUGAGUCUUUGACCGAGGAGAGUUCUCAUGUCGAUUCAACACUUGUAGACACCGCAGGCAACCGCCACAGCAUUCGAUCUCGGUAUGUGAUCGGCUGCGAUGGAGCCGGCAGCAAAGUGCGGUCUGCGGUUGGAAUCGCUCUGAAGGGCGGACCGGUUCCGGGCGCAAUGCAUCUCAUACAUUUCAAGUCAAGAGACCUAAGUCGAUUGCACAAACAAGGUCAAUUCUGGCACAUCUUUUUUACCAGCGGCUCCGUCAUCAUCUCACAGGACGAAAUCGAUACGUGGACGGUGCAUACACCAAUUCCUGUCGGGGCAGAUGUUUCGGACGUCGACCCCAAACAGGCCAUCUACCGCGCACUCGGUGGCGAUUGUGCACCAUACGAGAUUGAGAUCGACGAGGUUCUAGUCACGAGCACGUGGCGGCCGAACAUCUACCUCGCCGACAAGUAUAUGUCUCAAGGGAAGCGGAUCUUUCUGUCGGGAGACGCUGCACAUCAGAACAUACCAACAGGAGGAUACGGCAUGAACACUGCUGUGGGUGACAGCUUCGACAUCGGCUGGAAGAUCGCCGCUGUACUCGCAGGCCACGGAGGACCGCAUCUGCUUGACUCCUACGAGGCUGAACGGCGGCCAGUUGCAGCACGUAACCUGGAGCGUUCUGGCGUCCAUCAUACAGUCCAUGCUACGUACCAGCAGUGGUGCCUAAGAGCACCUAGCGCUUCCACCUCUCAGAAUGAAGAAGGUAGAAGUCUCCGUGAUCGUAUCGCAGCGCAUGUCGCACAAAAUGAUGGCGAAAACACCGACCACGGCAUCGAGCUCGGCUAUAGAUACAACGGCUCCGGUGUUAUAGUCACUGAUGAUGCGUCACAGGAGCCUGCUUGGACGCCCAAAGAAUACGUCCCUUCCACCUGGCCGGGAGCGCGUGCCCCCCAUGUUUACCUGAGCGACGGUAAGACCAGCAUCUUCGACAAAUUCGGCACUGGCCCUGCUUUCACGUUGGUGGACUUUAGCGCGGACGGCAAGUACGCACAGUCGUUCGAACGAGCCGCUAGGAGUGCACGUGUGCCUCUCGAGGUUGUCCGACUGCUGAUGAGGCGCAUGCGCGGCAGGUAUGGGAACGCGAUGCCGUGCUCGUACGACCGGAUGAUCACGUGGCCUGGCGCGCACCCUCAGAUGGUUCGCCCUGGACCGCUGAGCAUGUGCUAG